GAAUUCUAUAUUUUCCUCUUAGUCCAUAAGUGGUAGUACCUCUCUUGUGCUAAAAACGACGACGUACUUCAGAUGACUGUGUGUAGUCUGGUGUGAUACCGAAAAACAGAUCAACUCACAACCACAAUCAACUCACAACUACAUAGCCAUUAUCUGGCCACAUUGUCGGAACAUUUACUGUAAGGAGGAGCUAUCAUGUCGACGACAACGACGAUCCGCUACCCUGGGGAUUGUGACGUUGCUUAUCCCGAAGUGUUCACUGCCCCACCACAGCCAACUCAAACAAAGCCAGGCCAACUCACUAAGGCUCAAGUGGAUCAUUUCUUUGACAAGGGCUACCUGAUAGUGGAGAAGUUCUUCUCAAAGGAGGAACUGGAUCCUUGCAGAGAAGCCAUAGAGAAGUUAGUUGAGGACCUCGCUCAGAAGUUGUACAGAGGAGGAAAGAUUAAAAAUUUAUACAAGGACAAAGGGUUGUUUGAGCGCUUGUCGUUUAUUGAAAAAGAGUUUCCCGGUGCCAAUAUCAUCUUACACAAAGCAGGAACCCUUCCCCCGGCUUUCCGUGCAGUGUGGAGCAAUGAACGACUCUUGAAUUUGGUUGAGCAACUGGUUGGACCAAAAAUAGCUGGACAUCCAGUAUGGAACCUGCGGACUAAAACACCCCAGAACAAUGCAUCUACAGUUCCCUGGCAUCAAGAUUGUGGUUACCUUGACAACGAAUCUUACAAAGUUCUGCAACCAACGGCUUGGAUUCCUCUUUUAGAUGCCACUGCUAAAAAUGGAUGUAUGGAGGUCGUAUCCGGUGGUCACCGACCAGGUCGCAUCUGCCGUCACACCUGCUGCUGGGCAGACACGUGGUAUGUGGAACUUCCAGAAGAGGAGAUGGUCAAGACUCUUGGUGUGGAUCUGGACAAAGAUAUUGAGCUCUGUCCAGUUCCCUAUGGCGGAAUGGUUCUAAUCAACAACAUGAUCCCUCACAGAAGUCUGCCGAAUGUUUCCAAAGACAUCCGGUGGAGCAUGGACCUCCGUUGGCAGGAUCCAGCUAAACCUGUCGGCUUCUUCGGCUUGAAGGAGGGAAUCCUGAUGAGGGAUCCGUCCAAACCAAACUACAAGAUUGACUGGAGCCCAUUUGCGGCUGUGGACAGAAAUGCCACUUCCAAAGAGGCGUGCAACAAGGACACGGAGGAAGAUGAGUUGGACACGACGGUCCAGGGUCCACACAUGCUGAAGUGGGAGAUGACUCACCAGAACCGCCACACGGCCAAAGUGGACAAGGACACUCCCUUCUCUAAUUGGCACAAGGCAUGACCUGGAACCGGACAGCAUAAAAAAUGUGUUCUUGCUAAUAUACAUGCAUAUGUUCAUAUUAGGCUGACAGAUGUUAAAAUACAGACAUAUAAUGUUUGCAUGUUGAGUUGAGAUGUUUAUACAUGUGGUAAUACUGAUGUAAGAUAUUUGCAUAUUAAGAUGAGAGGUUUAGAUAAGUGGACACACCGGCGUAUAAUAUUUGCUUAUAUGGCUAAGAGGCUUACGUAUGUGGAAACAGUGAUGUAAAAUACUUGCAUAUUAAGUUGAGAUCUCACACAUGUAGAAAUACUGAUCAUAUAUGAUAUUUGAAUAAUAGAACUGCAUGACGUUUUCAGAUUGCUAUCGGAUAUAGCUAUACAAAUUCAUGACACGCCUAUUUGUAACCUAGCAUAUUAUUGUCAGAUGAGAUACAUACAUGCACUGAGAAGGUAUAUAUAUAUGUGUGUGUGUUCGAAGAUGUCUUAUUGUGGCCAUUCGAUGAUCAUGUAAUGAGAAGAGUGAAGCAGGUAUUGUCUUGAUCAGUUUGAGUUGCUUAAAAAUACCACACAUUCAUCCCAGCAACGAUACAUUUUGACAAGGUUUGUGAUGUUUUGUUUAAAUGUACCUUCGAUGUGUAUACUUUCUUUUGCUCGACAUUCUAUAUCUAAGAUUAUGCGAGUAAUUCUGAUUUUAUGAACCUACCAAAUAAAGAAUAACAUGUU
Haliotis rubra (blacklip abalone) is the source of this 2006-nucleotide messenger RNA. Its product is annotated as phytanoyl-CoA dioxygenase domain-containing protein 1-like. Lineage: Eukaryota; Metazoa; Mollusca; Gastropoda; Lepetellida; Haliotidae. The record is from RefSeq and is a predicted model, not a curated record.